UGCGCCGUGACGUCAUUUUUCAUCUGUUCGGCGAUUACGUGUAGCUCACAAACUACGCUGGUUAGCUUGACAGAUGUAAGAGAAACAACUGGGUGACUAUCGCAACGACACUUUUUCUCGAGCGGCCAAGGCAAACUCAUCUGGCAUGAUAAAACCUCGCCAGCUAAAUUCGGGGUUGUUUAGAUUUAGCAGAAUGGCAAUACUAAUCUGUUCUUCAUCUGAGGGGUGCUGCCGAAGAACGUCUUUUUGUUACGCAAAAAAACAAUGAAUUCUAUCUACUGUAUGGUGGUCCAUACAUCCUAGAAGCUUCUGUUAAGGAGUUUGCUGCUCGAACAGACAUGUUUGCUAAGUUGAAGAAAAAGAUUGCAGACGAGGCAGCCACGGCCCCGCGUAGCGGGGUUCGUUUACCUCGUACCUUCAGCAAAGAAUCCAUCACCUCAGUGGGGGCAGACUCAGGGGAUGACUUUGCAUCUGAUGGAAGCAGCUCCAGGGAUGACCUGCCUGCCCAGCUGCUCAGAAGGAACUAUCAGAUCCGUAAACUAGAGGCAAAGCUAUCAGACUAUGCUGAGCAGCUGCGAGUAAUGCAGAAGACCAAGGAGAAGCUUGAAAUUGCAUUAGAAAACCAUCAGGAUUGUACGUACCUCUCCUCUCGCUCCCCUCCUACCACUUCCAUAAAAAAACUUCAAGAGCAGAAUGAGUUUCACCAGGCGAACAAAGCCAAAAUGGAAGAGGGGAUGACUCUAGCACUGGACAAAAAGGAUCAGGAAUGGAUGAGGAAACUGGCCGUUGUGGAAAAAGAAAAGGCUGCCUUAUCAGCAAGACUGGACGAAAUGAUGGAGCAAAGCUUGACACUAUUUCAGAAGCGGGAUGAUAUGGAUGAAUUUGAAGGUUUCCAGCAACAGGAACUUGCUAAAGUCAAACACAUGUUGCUGAGAAAGGAAGAACAGCUCGGCCUGCUUCAGUUGGACCUCCAGCAGCAAGAGACUGAACUCGAUUUAUCAAAGCAAAGACUCUCAGAAACAAAGGGGACACUUCAAGCUUUACAAAAGCAACACGCAGAGAGUUCCAGAUCCAACACUGAGCUGGAAAUAGAGCGAGAGCAACUACUGCUGCUUAGAGAAGAGGCAGACAAGAAAAUUGGAGAGUUAGAGGGACAAAAUCAGAAGCUAAAGUUGGUCAACCAGCAAGUCUCGGCAGACUUGCAGAAGUCACAGAGUAUGGUGUCCUCUUCUGAGUGCCUCUUCCAAGAUCUUCAGACUGAGUAUAAUGCCCUAAAGUUGAAACAACAAAAGGCUGCUGUUAAAGAGGAGGACAAGGAGCAUUUGUUGAGGGACCUUCAAACAAAAGUAAACUCCUUAGAGAGGCAAUUGCAAGGAAACCUGAGCCAGGACGAUCAUCUACUUGAGCUUGUUCAAGAGAGAUCCAGUCUUGAGCAAAGACUGAGAGAGACAAGAGCAGAACUAACAGAACUUCGGACAAACCACACUGAAACAGUCAGCUCUUUGGAGGCACAGAUAUCCAAAAUGACAUGCAGCAUUGCAGAGCUGCAAACACUUCUCCGACAUAAAGAUGAAUCUUCAAAGUCCUACCGAGAGAGAACAGACACGCAAAUAGCAACCCUGGAGCAGCAAGUCCAAAGCAGUUGUGAUCGACUGAAGAGUGCAGAGCAGCAGCUUGAAGUGAAAAAACAGGAGACAGAAAAACUGCACGGAGAGUGGAGUGCAGAGAAGGCUCGUUUGGAUCAGCAGUUGUCUUUAUUGAUGCAGGAGAGUAUGGAAAAGAAAAAAAGACUGGAGGACACUAUCACUACUUUACACACAGACAAAAGUACAAUGCAAGACACAAUGGCUGACCUAGAAAGGCAAAGAGAUCAGUUAAAUUCAACACUGAGACAGCAGAUGGAAGAGUUACAACAAUGCAAGGUGGAAUUAGAUGGCCAGCAGACAGUAAGCACUGAAAUCGCCAAAGCUCUAGAAGAAAGUAGGAGGCAGAGAGAGGAACUACAAAAACAGGUUGAACUGUCGACCACAUCGCUAGAGAGAUCACAAAAGGAAUUGUCUACGGUCAGUGAGAAGCUGAUGUCGAGAGAAAAAGAAGUCCAAAGUCUUCGUGAUGAAGUACAGAGUCGCCAAGCUUCGCUGGUCCAGCUCCGUCAAGAAUUUGAGGAGCUGCGGGUACAACAGGAGCAGAUUGAGCUGGACAAAGACUCCCAGCUAGCUCACUUGAGAGAAGAGCUACUCGACCAGACCCAACAACAAGACACUUGUCAGGCUCGGAUCUCAUAUUUAGAGGUGGAGGUAGAGACUCUGACUGAGCAGCUUCACAGCCCUUCUGUGUGCAAGGAGGACCACAAUGGCAGCGUGAAUGUGGAUGAUCUCGAUCACAUUCAGAAGGUUAACAAAGACCUCGAGCAGCAGCUCGGUGACAAGAACAGGACUAUCAAACAACUGCAGCAACGAAUGGCAGAACUAAAAAGGACAUUGCAGAAAGAACUGAAGUUGAAGCCUGAGCCAGAAGAGGAAACGAAGGAAAAGAUAACAGAAAGUUUAGUGGUAAAACAAGAAACCGUAUGUGCAGAACCCCCGGCCGUGUCUAGUCCAAGCCUUUCCACUGCAAGCACCACAGUGACCAACACCUCAAACCUUAACGACUCAAGAGAAAUCAACUUUGAAUACUUGAAACAUGUAGUUCUCAAAUUCAUGUCAUCUGGAGACGCUGAGGCAUAUCAGCUAAUACGAGCUGUGUCGGUGUUGCUGAGCUUCACUCGUGAAGAGGAGGACAUGUUAAAAGAAACCCUUGAGUAUAAAAUGUCCUGGUUUGGAUCCAAGCCUUCUCCAAAGGGAAUUAUCCGGCCCUCAGUCUCAGGCUCUUCUACCCGGAGGUGAUAGGCUACGAGGACUACGAGGAAGGCAAUGAUCAAGAGACAGAAAUAAGAGGACAACCAUCAAGAGGAAAUGACAUAUUUGUGUGUGGCUCCAAAUAUUUACUUGGAAGCUCACUCCAAAACUUUAAGCAGCAUCCUGCUGAUACACUAAAAUAUCUGUGGCUCGGUGGGACAAGGACUGUUGUUUUAAUCUCUUUUCAGGAGAAGGGCUGCAUGGAUAUUUUUUUUUUGUAAUCAGUUGUUGAUUUUAAAAAAAUGACACUAUCGAGUUCAAAGCCAGUGGCAUUGUUAAAGACACAUUUACACUGGAAGUGGAGUUGUCUUGUUUUUUAUUUGCACAACAUGCCUACUGUACUUUAUUUGCAUUAAGGGAAGGGCCCAAGUUUUUCUCAGAUCAACUGGGCAGUCUAGGUCUCCUGAUGGAUCUUAUUUAAGAUCUUUGUAAAAGUCCAUGAUCUAAUAAUUUUAUCUCAGUUCUGCAAGGUAUUAAAACAGACUGAAAAGCAGGACUGAAGAACAUACGCUUUGUAGACACCUGGCUUCAGAAAAGAUCCUUUUAACACAACCUAAGAAUUUCCCCUUUCAAUGUCAAUGAGACGACAAAAACUUUGACGAAGUUUUUGUUGCUUUGUCUUCGUUCAGUGUGCUUAAACAACAACAAGUACAAGUUUUUAGCUUACGUUACAAUGCCCAGAGUAUCUUCCAGUUCCUGUCCUAAAACAACAUUGCUGUGCUAAAAGCAACAUUCCUACUCACUUAAAUUGGUGCGUGCAUAUUCUUCCUCUUUCAAAAGUUCAAGGGAUGGAACGAGGAGACCAAGUUUGAAUAUGUCGAUGACAUCAAGAUGACUGUGGCAACAAUGCUGCAAAAGAUUUCAAAAAAAUAUCAUAACAGCGUGGCAAAAGAAGGCUGUCGUCUUACUUGGUCUCUGAGGGAUUCCUCGAAAGGGAAAAUCUUAAUGGCUAUUUGUAGUUUGGAUUUUAAAUGUGUGUUUUGUAGAGGUGCACGAUAAUUAUCGGUCCGAUAAUUAUCGGUCCAAUAAUAGGAAUUAUGACGUCAUCCCAAUAAAUCCGAUAACAAAAUGUUAUCGGGCCUAUUAAUAAUAUUUUUGGCACGGUGUCGAAUUGGGAUGUGUGCGUUUGUUUCCGCGCCUGUUUUGUCAGUAUGCAAAGUUUUCUUACUAUUCUAGUGGCCGUAUUUUUCCUUCACUGAGUUAUAAACCUUACUAUGGCAAUUAGCAAAUGUUUGCAUUUUACAGUCUUAUGUUUACAAGUUCUUGAAAGGCCUUUUGGUUAUUGAUAGGCCUGCUGUUCUAUAAUUGCCAGGUUAAGAAAGUUGUUUCAUGGACCAAGAUGACAAGUCUCCUCUCCUGUUGCACCAAAUAUUUUAUAAUAAUAAUAUCUGCUGACAAAGCACAAUACUUGUUGGGUUUAUGUUUGAUAGUUUCAGAUCAGGGCUAAUUGUUCAGGUGAACACAUCAUCAAUGAUAUUGACUGAUUGAUUGUGAUUGACUCAAAUUAUAUUUAUUUGAAAAAAAAUAAUACGGGCACUUUAUCCUAAGUCAAAACUGUUCUUGUCUUUCUUUUGUUCAUUAUAAUAAUGUUCAUGUCAUCGUGAAAAUUGCGGUUCGGUCAAAGGCAAAUCUAUGCUGAAUCAACCAAUAGUAUUUUUGACCUACAGGUGUUCAAAAAGUCAGGUGAAUAUAC
Molecule: messenger RNA, 4590 nt
Organism: Corythoichthys intestinalis (scribbled pipefish)
Lineage: Eukaryota; Metazoa; Chordata; Actinopteri; Syngnathiformes; Syngnathidae
Gene: golga1
Product: golgin A1
Exons: 24
Coding region: 339-2885 (848 amino acids)
Cellular component (GO): Golgi apparatus
Source: RefSeq, a predicted model, not a curated record